Eimeria mitis is the source of this 240-nucleotide messenger RNA. RefSeq lists its product as uncharacterized. The transcript has a single exon. Bases 1 to 240 code for a protein of 79 amino acids. Lineage: Eukaryota; Apicomplexa; Conoidasida; Eucoccidiorida; Eimeriidae. The record is from RefSeq and is a predicted model, not a curated record.
AUGCUAUUGCAACAGCAGCAGCAGCAGCAGCAGCAGCAGCAGCAGCAACACCUGCUUCUGCAGCAGCAGCAGCAGCAGCAGCAAGAAGGCGGGGAGCAGCUGCUACAGGGAGAAGAGCACCGAGAAGCAGAUCGGAGGCAGCAGAGGCAGCAGCAGCUGCAGCAGCAGCAGAUCCAGCAGCAGCAGAUCCAGCAGCAGCAGAUCCAGCAGCAGCAGCAGAUCAAGCAGCAGCAGCAUUGA